This is a messenger RNA of Striga asiatica, 936 nucleotides long. Lineage: Eukaryota; Viridiplantae; Streptophyta; Magnoliopsida; Lamiales; Orobanchaceae. The record is from the annotation of a GenBank genome assembly.
AUGCAAUAUAACAAGACAAUCAGCAACUCAACCAACAUACGAGAGAUCUCUGACAUAAUUUCAUAUUUAUCACAGCAUAAGAAACAUAGCAGAACAGAAGAGAUUCAUCUAAAGUUAGGGCUGUACUGUACUGUACACCACCCAAAACAUUAUUCAAACAGUCCAAUGGCCACCGAGGCUUUACCGUCGAAUUCUCCGUCCGCCAAUCAACCUUUGGUGGUCAAACAAGAACAACCACAGGAUGCUUGCAGCGAGAUUAGCGGGAUUAAGGAGGUAAAAACGGAGACGACAUUAGACUCCACGGAGGCAGAGCCAUUGGAGGGCUGUAUGGAGGUGAAAAGAGAACCACAGGAUGAUGAUCUUGAACCAAUUGAUGAAGUCCAAGUGUCAAUGGAUUCAGAGUUUCCUCUUUUGCCACCUAAUGUACUCACCUCCGUCUACCAGCUGCAGAAGCACAGAUCUCAGUUUUUAAUCAAUCUACUAGUUUUGGUCUUGGAUCUUCUGGUUCUUGGAUCAUAUCACCCAUCUUUAUUCUUUCCUUUUGUGCUUGAUAGCAAAGAACAUGUUGAGAAAUUCAAAAGGUAUGAGGCUGAAUUUAGACAAUAUCUGAUGUCAAAGUAUUUCUCGGACAAGACUAUUUCUGGAGGCAAUAUAUUCGACGUGAAGAUGAAUAUAGACGGACAUACUAUUACUGCUAGCAGGUUGCCUCCCUACCAAUCUUAUCUCGACCCAGCUACUUUCCAUGAACUAAUCAGCAAAGAAGUGGGUCCUUCAGCUGAAACCCCAUCAUCAACUAGCACUUCAAAUGGGAAGCCUUCGAACUAAGUCAGCUGACAGCAAGGAAUUCCCUGUAACCCUUGUUUAAUUUCACCUAUAUACUGUGUUUGUGAGAAAUUUUAUGUCAAAAGUCCACAUGCCAUUUGAUGUACUGCUUUU